Symbiodinium necroappetens is the source of this 2142-nucleotide messenger RNA. NCBI's taxonomy places the organism in Eukaryota, Dinophyceae, Suessiales, Symbiodiniaceae. The record is from the annotation of a GenBank genome assembly.
GACCCAAGCCUGCCGCUUAUGGGAAGCGGGUCCUUGAUUGGCGGCGACUUCGGCGAUGGAAUCUGCGACCUCCGGACCACUUUGGCGACUUUGACGCCGCGGGGCGGACGCGCGCUGUUGGUUUUCCGGGUGCGCUCUCGUACCGUCCGGACAGCGACGGUUUCGCCUUGGAUUGGAUCGCCCGCGCGCCGGGUCCGACGCGCGGCGCCGGAAGGUGGCGACUUGGCAGGAGUGGGCUGCGGCCUAGGUGAGAGCAGCGUGCAGGGAGAUUUCCAGCGUUUCCGCCGCGGCGCGGCGGCGUGUCUCGCAGCGUUCGGCCUGACGGCCGGGCUCGUCGCGGCGCCCGCCCUGGCCGCCAGCCCGACCGACCCGCGCCCCGCCCUGGGCAGCCAGAGCGACGCGGCGCCGACCGCCGGCCCGGAGGGCGUCGACUACCGCGUCGAACUGCGCGGCGAGCUGCCGGCGCCGCUGCGCGCGCUGCUCGAGGAGGUCUCCCAGCUCGAGGAGAUGCGCGACCGCCCGCCGGCGACGCGCGCCGCCCUGCGUCGGCGUGUGCAGGACGAGCGCGGUCGCUACGAGGCGGCCCUGAAAUCCGCCGGCUACUAUGCCUUCGCGCUGUCGAGCGACGUCGACACCGCGCAGAGCCCGGCGCUGGUCACCGUCACGGUCGAGCCGGGGCCGCAGUUCACCCUCGGCGCCUACACCAUCACCUAUCGCCCGCAGGUGCCGCGAUCGGCCAACGACCGCGACAUCCCGCAGAGUGCCGAGGAUCUGGACCUGGAGUUGGGCAUGCCGGCCCAGGCCGCGCCGCUGCAGGCGGCCGAGGCGCGCAUCGUCACGCUGCUGACCCAGGCGGGCUACCCCUAUGCCGAGAUCGCCGAGGCGCGCUACCUGGCCGAUCACGCCCGCAGCCAGCUCACCGCCGGUCUGACCGUGGCGACCGGCCCCCGGGUGACCUUCGGGUCGCUGACGGUGGAGGGCGCCGCCGAGGUGGAGGAGGACUACAUCCGCGCCAUUGCCGACUGGCCGGACGGCGAGGUCUGGGACGCCCGCGCGCUCAACGCGGUGCGCAACCGGGUGGCGGCCAGCGACCUCUUCGAGACGGUGGUGCUGGACUAUCCCGAGCAGGCGCCGCCGUCGGACGGCGCCGUGCCGGUGACGCUGGUGCUGCGCGAGCGCCCGCACCGCUCCAUCGGCGUCGGCGCCGCCAUCACCUCCAGCGAGGAGAUCGCCCGCGCCAAGCUGAGCUGGGAGCACCGCAACCUCUUCGGCGCCGGCGAGACGCUGCGGCUGGAGGCGCUCGGCUCCCUGCUGCGGCAGGAGGCGCGGGCGCUGUUCCGCCGGCCCAACUUCCUGCGCGGCGACCAGGCCCUGCUGGCCAAAUCCUCCUUCCGGCACGAGGAGAGCGACGCCUUCGACGAGACCACGGCGGCCGCCUCGCUCGGCGUCGAGCGCAGCAUCGGCCAAGCCUGGACCGUCAAUCUCGACACCGCCAUCGAGUUCUCCGAGCAGCGCGACAGCUUCGGCACAGACCGCUUCACCCUGGUCGGCCUGCCGGCCGCCGUCGCCUACGAUACGCGCGACAACCUGCUGGAUCCGACGCGGGGCUGGCACGUCACCCUGGGCGCCGCCCCCUGGGUCAGCGUCGGCGAGCGCAGCAGCCAGUUCCUGAUCGGCGAGACCUCGGCAGCGACCUACUGGAGCCCCUUCGAGAGCGACCGCGUCGUCUUCGCCGGCCGCGCCCGGCUCGGCGCGCUCUUCUUCGAAGACUCCGCCGCCGUGCCGGCCAGCAAGCGCUUCUAUGCCGGCGGCGGCGGCUCGGUGCGCGGCUACGAUUUCCGCGUGAUCGGGCCGCUCGACGCCGACGGCGACCCGCUCGGCGGCAAGUCGGUGGUCGAGGUCGGGCUGGAGACGCGGAUCAAGGUGAGCGAGGACAUCGGCGUGGUGCCCUUCCUCGACGGCGGUCAGGUCUACGAGAACACCCUGCCCGACGCCGACUUCGACUGGCAGUGGGCGGCCGGCCUGGGGCUCCGCUACUACCUGGGCAUCGGGCCGGUGCGCCUCGACGUGGCGGUGCCGCUCAAUCCGCGCGACGAGGACGACCGCUUCGAGUUCUAUCUCUCCAUCGGGCAGGCCUUCUGA